AUGGCAAACAAGAAGUACAGAAAGAUCGCCAGCUCUGCACACUCGGAAAACAUAAGCUUUUUUUCUUCUCUUUUUUAUCAAUGGAUGAACAUUUUGAUGAAGACUGGGAGUGAACGAGCUGUUGAUGAAAAUGAUCUUUUACCGCUUAAAGAAGAAACCACUUCUUGGUUUUUGACAAAGAAACUCCAGGCAAAAUGGUCCGAAGACAUCGCUGAUAGUAAAAUACAUGAUGUUAAACCAAAACUUUGGAAAAGCGUGUUGAAGAUGUUAACUGCGAAGGAAAAAAUGAUCUUCGUUUCAGCCAUGAGUGUUGAGACACUUUGUCAUAUUCUUCAGCCACUGCUUCUUGGAUAUCUUGUGAAAUCCCUGAUGACAGCAGAGCUACAUAAUUAUCUUCUCUAUGGCAGUGCCAUCGCACUAGGGAUAAAUGGAGUGAUCUCUUCGGUUGCCACGCACCAGGCUGACUACCACUGUGAGGUGUUGGGUAUCAAAAUAAGCAGCGCCCUUAAAGGAUUAGUGUAUAUGAAGGUAAUGAACAAAAAUGUCAGAGACGGCCAGAUGUGUCCACACCGAUGAGGAGGUGGGCGUAAACCUUUUAGCCAGUCCAGUUAACUUAACCUGAGAUCAGGCUCAAUUUUCGUUUCGCUUUGUAAUAACAUUCUGGCGGGCAAGGCGAAACGAAAACAGAGCCUGAUACAAACCUUCUAAGAAACGUCUUCCGCCCACUUUUUUGAUUGAUUGACAUUUGCCGAAUCAGCCAACCAAAAUUAAUUCCGUUGCUUGUUUUUCUAGUAUGCAAAUUUUUCAUGCGUGGAAAAAAUGCAGACUGGCUGACUUAAAAAAUAGCUUUUAUCUUUUAAUUUUUUCAGCAGAAAAUAAUACAGUCAGCACAAUCACAUUUAAAUUCUUGCGAGAUUAAAGGAGAUCUCGAAGGUUAUUUGUGUUGGCGUAGAAGGUAAAAAGUUUUCAAAAAGACUGCAACACGAUGUUGUACUAUUUUUAUGAGGAAACUUAAGAUAGAGACGCUUUCGGGGCAACGGCGACCGGACUGGCAGAGCAAGCCUGGAACAGAGGUAGCCGUCGCUUCCCUCCAAAAUUCGAACAUUAAGAUCGCAGUGAACUCGGGAGGACGGCGCCUUGGAAGACUACGGAAGAGGAAAAUAUGGCUUCACAUAAAGAAUUGAGAGAAUUAAUGCUUAUUUGCUUGCAUGCAACAACAACAACUUUAUUUCAGUAUUCCCACGUUAGUACGUGGUAUUACCUACUAUUCUAAACAAAUAUACGAUACUCUAACGAAAAAAGUGAGCUAAAAACACACAAUUAAAAUAUCGGAGUUCAUACUUUUUGUCUGAGUACUUUCAUUUGGCUUGUAGGACAAUUUUGUCCAUGUAAAGCUCACUUACAGUUUGCUGUUUGUCAUAUUGGAUCAGAUUGGAUCUUGACUCUGGGACAUGAAACAAAGAAACAUUAUCAAGAUGUAAGUUUAGAUAACAGAGCUUGGAAAUCGAGCUUGAAAUGUGACUCAAAGAGAACAAAGACAAUUUAAGAACGAUCAUCUGCAAAAUAUUGGUUGCUAAACGCAACAAACCUGAUUGAAAUGAAAGUUAAAUACUCACGUUCUCGCCACAACGCCAAACAGACCAGUUUCACGUCGUCGACGGGAUCACGACGGCAAUGUGGUGAGCAAGAGCAUGCGCAAUAUUGCACAAAUCAUGACGUCACGUCCGGUUGAAGUUGCCGUCGCCCCGAAAACGUCUCCAUCUUAAGUUCCCUAAUAGGCUUGCUCGAAUUUAAAAUACUGAAAUUUCUCUUUUUCUGUUGCCUUUAUUUUCCUCGGCAAUUUUCCCCGAUUUUCAGUACAUAAAUCUUUAAAAAUCUUGGAGAAAUAUAUCGCGAACUUAUUUAAAGGAUAUAUAAAUUAUUUCAGAACAAACCAAACGAGUUCUCAAGUGCAUUUAGUCCCGCACGUACACUUGCAAUAAUAUUUGGGAAUUUACUAGAGAAACAAAUAACGUCUAAAAAAUAUAUUUAAAAAAAAAAAUCAAGGUAAUAUUAUCUGCCACUAACUGCAUGCUCAACUGACCUCUAAACAAAACGAAAAACAAUAUUACAAACUCACUUUGUAGUUCUCCUUAGUUGUGUUGUUGUUUUACUGCAAGUCUAAAAAGCUCGCUAAAUUUAUUAAUCGAAAUUAACGAACAGCAAACAGCCAACGAGCGAGGACACCAGUUUUCCUGGUUUAUUUUUUACAAAAAGCCAAGGCAAACAACAAGUCUUUUACCUUAAGACUCGCGCCACCAACUUUUAUAAUAAUGCCGACAAAAAUUCCUUGAACAGCGAUACGAUAUUUUUCGUCAAACACUUCACAGUUGGCGAUUGAGGUUUCUUUCGCACUGAGCCUCCACUUUCGCACGCCGUUCAGAGAAGUCAUUCCCGGCUAAACUUUCAAAUGAAACCAGUUUUAAGAUGGACAGUAUUUUGAUUUGCAAAAGGCACCUUGUUAGGGACCAGUCAUAAUUUAAGUUGGAGGGGGGAGUGGAGGAGAAAUUGUUUUUUAUUCCAAAUUUUUUCCAGACCCCCACUAAUAGCACUCAUGUUUUUUAGGUACCCCCCUUCAAUCAUGUUAAAAGAUUUAAGGGCCCCCCUUUCUUAUACAUAAUACCCAAAUGGUAAUAACAAAUAACAUUUUCUUUACUUUACCGUUCUUACUCACUGUCACUUCCGAAUGUGCCAACUAACAACAGAGAAGCACUUCACACUAAACUGAGAAAGAGAUUUCACCUAGAGCCUCUCAAACAGCUUAUAGAGCAAGGAUAUAUCAGUGAUUGUGUUAUAAUUGAGAUAAGACAAGCCAUCGAAAGGUGAGAGGCCGACAGGACCGCUUCAAGGAAGAAAGAAGAUAAUCAGCCAAAGCUUACUGCUUUUUAUAUGAGCAGUACAUGCUCUAAUAGCAAAAAACUUGACGGUGACACAGACAGUGAGUCCACAUCAACCUCAUCUACAAAUAUUGAUUCGGAUAGUGAGAUUGCAUAACAUGACAUUAUGCAUGUAAUCAUUUGUUAAAAUGCCGAUGAAAUUGUUUCAGUGUUACACAAUAAUGGAUGUUGUGUUGAUGCACCUACUAUUUGAGCAUUAAAUCUUUUUGUCAAAAUGCUGAUUAAAUUGUUUUAGUAUUACACAAUAUAGGUCUUUGUGUAAAACUGAAUCAAAAUCAGGUCCUUUAAUACUCAAACAUCAUGCUGCUCAGUAGGGAUGCUACUUAAAUGAAACUUGAAGACCCCCCAACGUCAUCUUUUGGCAUUUUAAGGCCCCCCAUAUUCCAUCCAAAAAAAAUUGAAGGUCCCCAAUUUCUCCUCCACCCCCUCCAACUUAAAUUAUGUUUGGUCCCUUAGCGGUCAACAACUUGCAGAGGGAUUCAACUUCGCGAUGCACUCACAUUAGUUCCGUAAAUAAAGCAAAUCCUGACAAGAUAUGAACAACCACAUGAAUUUCCUGAAUUUCCAUGGCAAAUAUUAAGGCAUAUUUUCCUACCGUAAGACGAUAAAACAAGACCAAAGACAGCAAAAUCGAUCCUUCUCUCCGCCGACGGUGGAUCAUUCACGAAAACAACCACGCGAGGAAUAAGCGCUUUCAACUUCCGGCGUUUCCAACAGCCAAUCAGAUCUUGUGGCAUUGUUCUAAUUAACAGCCAAUCAGAGUUACGGCCAAAAUCUGGCUGUAACGAGCACAAACGUGAGAGAGUUUGUAUCAGGCCCAAUUUUAGCGGUAGCCGUUAGAGAGAAUGUAUUAGAACCGCUAAAGUUGGGCCUGAUCUCAGGUUAAGCUAACUCAACUGACCUGGGCCGAAAUAGAGCCUAAGGCAGCGUUCACAUCUGGUGCCCCGGCACAGUGCCCGAGUUUUGUACUCGCUUGGCACUAAUGUUUUUUCCACACCCUUUCUUAAGAACUUAGGCUAGAAUUCGUGCACCGUGCCUGUGCCCGAGUACAACGCUACUCGAGCACUCAAGAGGGCACUGGGUCCCUUUGUGCACACCGAAUUUUUCAGUUCUGGGGCAAUCCACUGCUUUGUACUAACUGCUAAGCACAAGUUCAAAAAUGGCGCUUGACAGGACGAAAGACAUACGCAGAAGAAGACUAUUGAUUGAGCGAGAAAGCACUCAAGGUUGUCCUUGGCCAAUGUCAAAUACGUUUACAAAUCUAUGAUCGAGGGCAUGAUUACGUUCAUACCUAAACGGGACUCUCAAGUCCAGCUUACCGUACUAAAUUGUCCUUUGUAGUAUAGGGGAAAAUAGGCCAUUUCCGAGUUGCGUCAAGAUAUUAUGGCUGGAUAUUCCAGAGCACUUAUCUGUCAAUUUAGAAUCUAUACAAAAACGAGCCCUUAAGAUUGUUUUCCCAGACUAUGGUUAUGAUGAAGCUCUGACCUUCUCUGGCCUUGAGAGUCUUGAGAAAAGACGAAUUUCUAUAAGUCGCAGGUCCAUUUCAGCAUGGAGGUUACGCACUCGUCAUGAAGUUGUUAGUGUACCAUACGAUCUUGGAUCCGGCCAUGAAGCCCUUACAUUAGAAUCAAAAAAGAGAAUGAUUUUAUUACCUUUAAAUUUUUAGACUCGUUUCAUAACGACGAUAACUUUUUUUUUUAUUUUUCGUUCAACAUAUUACCUCAAUUCUGAUUGGCUAAAAGUACACGCAUAAUUCACCAUAACUAGUUACUGAUAACCAAAUUUGGAAGAAUUUUGUGUUUAACGAGGAAAUGAAGUCAAAAAUGCAGCCUUUUACGGGUUAAUGCACCGUUAACCGAGGAGACAUGGGGACGAGAGUGAGUUGUUUACGUUGUAAAAACUAAAAUGGCGGACACCUCACUCGUUUCAAGAGUAAGAACUACAGCUGGAACUAGGCGAAAUAAUGGCUAAAAACAGAGCAAAAACAGCAAGAAGACAACUCGGAGGGUGACAUCCACUAUUUGGAGAAAAUUUGCGGAGCUGGACAAACCUUAACGUAAACUAUCGAAGAUAAACUUAACAUCGAUGCAGGUAAGCUUGUUUUAGCUAUGUUUUUAAACUAGGAAUUGUUUUGAAUGAAUAAUAAAACAAUUAUUAAAUUCGGCUUUCGUAUCAUAUGAAGAAUUAUUGAGAUCUCGGAGGGUGUUAUCCGCCUCGCUUAAUGGAUAACACCCUCCCCGAUCUCCAUAAUUCUUCAUGAGAUACUCAGCCUCAUUCAUUAAUUGUUCAGUUGUAUUUUACUGCAAAGAAUGGAAAUAAACGAUGUUUAUUUGUUUUACAAGCAUCUGUUUACAGGCAAGGCUAAGUGCAGAGCCAUGGAUAUGAAAAUUACUUAUUUUAAUAAUAUAUUCUCAUGCAAAUAGAACUAAUUUUCAAAGGAAACGAUAUGCGCUUGGCCUCGUUUUGACAGGGAGAGUUUUGGGAACUCGGAAAUGGCCUAUAAAUAGGUAGAGUUAUUGCAAAUGUAAUUUUUUAUCAGUCUGCGGUAAUUGACAACCCCCAUACGGUGUGACAACGUUAAUAGUGACAAAGCUAUUCCUUUAAGUAAUAACAUUUUUGAAAAGAUAACUUACGAACUUUAUUUUCUUGUUGCAGACGCUUCUUCUCAGCAAGGAUUCAUUGCUAAGACUUUCAUCAGGCCGAGUUAUUGAUCUCGUAUCAAACGAUGUUCAGAGAAUAGAGAGCGAUACUUUCGUGUAUUUUUUUGCUGGAGCUCGAAGCAUCAUACUGCUUUUAAUAUUAACCUUUUUACUGGUCUGUUUUGUUGGAUGGCAGGCUCUAAUGGGAAUUUUUUUACUGUGUAUUGUUCUGCCAUGUUACCUUUUUUUCGCCUAUGCUGGGGCUUUACUACGCCUACGUACAGCCGCAGUUUCUGAUCGCCGUAUCACGAUGAUCGGCCAGGUUGUUUCUGGAAUCCGUGUUAUCAAAACAAAUGCAUGGGAAGAUGAAUAUAGAGAAAAGAUAAAGAGCGUGCGAAGGUAAGGAAAACUUUAACAUUGCAUAAAUACAAUAAAUGUGCUGAGCAAGCAAGAAUUUUUUUGGUUAUUUCCACAUUCAAGCAAUUGAUUUUAAACUCACACUUCUCCUGGUUUGAAGACGCAGUUGAUAAAAAGAAACCUAGAUAUAAAAUUUAAUAACCUUAAUUUCAGGAAAAUGGAACAGAAAUUUAAGUUUGGUUUAUUUAGCUCAUUCCUAGCUCGUCUCAGAUCUAACCGACCUGGCUAUGGCAGUUUCUGCUUGCUUAAAAAGAGAGGCGAAGUUUCAAAACUUCAAAAGAUCGCAGCUCAGCUCCAAGAACACUUAAAGUGCUCUUGAGUUGAGUGAGAGAGACAAAUACCAUCGUGUUUUGGAUCGUUGAUGUUUACGCUCACAAGUGACAAGGUUGAAAAUUGGGUUGAAAAAAGGAGGGGCAGCCGUGGGUUAUCACGGCUGUAAAACCCAUAGAAAGUGAGAUCUACCGCCUAAAUAACCAAUAAUAAUCACCAAUAGUUCUUAGAAAAAUCGAAGGGUAAAUUCCUUGUCAAAGAUAUCGUGCUAUUUAGCUUGAUAUUUACUGCUAUCAUCCCUGAUAGCAGUAAAUAUGAAGACAGUCAAUAUCAAAUGAAGUGAUUUUAUUUCCAAGUUCAUAUAAGUAUCAUAUGAAAGCGCCCUAAACCAUUGUAUCUUUUAACAAGAAUAUCAGGGGCACCCAACGGCAAUUUUCGGGAAAAUAUCUGUUCGGAAAACGAUUUGAGAUCUAGAGUUUUCGGAGCAUUUGUUGUAAAAUUUCUUGCUUGCCUGCCUCUCCUAGGAUUUUCGAACAUCUACAAAAUGGUAUAAUUACUCAUUUUUAACGGAUUUUUACCCUAAAAAAGGCCACCUAGAAUUUUCGGGAGCCUUCUCCUGGCUGAAAUUUUCGAGAAGGUAAGUUUUUAUCCCUAUAAUUUUCGGAUCACUAGAUUUUCAGCUAGGAAAUCCGAACAGAUGAAAAGUUUUCAGGGGAUAAAAAUAUGCCUAUACCUACCGUUUGAAUACUAAAAUACGUUCAACAAUGCUAUGUUAAGUGGUUUUGAACUAUAUCCUCGUUGGGUGCCCCUGGAAUAUAGCCUUUGAAGCUCUUUAACAUUACUGAAAAAUUCCUUGUGUUUUAUUUAUAGUGAUGAAAUCGACUUGACCACUAAGAAGAGUGCUUUCAUGUCUAGCAUUGCUGCUCUCGAAUACAUUUCAACACCAAUGGCAACCCUGGUGACUGUCAUCACUCUUAUAUUAACUGGUCAGCCUGUGACACCAGUUAACGUCUUCACGUUCCUCUCUUUUAUCAAUGUUUUGAGUGGGAGCUUCUGUAUGAACUUUUCCUAUGCCUCCAUCCAAACCUACGACGCUUAUGUAUCACUGAGCAGAAUACAAGACUUUCUUCUUUUAAACAAUCUUGAUUCAACGAAAACCACGAUAAAUCCGCCAGAGGGAUCAGAAGGAUCUUGUUUUUCUAACAACUCGAAAGAAAGUCAGCAAGAAAUUAUUUUACGGGUCAGAAAUUUCAAUCAGCAACAGCAACAAAAUGAAUCAGAAGGAUCGUCUUUGCAAUUUAUUGAUUUCACCGCUGAAAAAGGGAGUUUAACAGUCAUAACCGGACCAGUGGGCAGUGGCAAAUCUACUCUUCUGUCAGCAAUUGCUGGGGAAGUACCAGACCAAAACGGGGCUAUAACCUUCAAAGGAACUGUUGUUUAUGUGCCGCAGAUUGCUUGGAUAUUCUCUGGAACAAUUAAAGAAAACAUUUUGUUUGGCGAACAGUACGAGGAGGACAAGUACAACAGAGUCAUUGAAGCAUGUGCUUUGACUCAAGACAUCGAAAAGUUUCCAGACUGUGACCAAACUAUGGUUGGAGAGCGUGGCGUGGUGCUUAGUGGUGGCCAGCGGGCAAGAGUAAGCUUAGCACGGGCAGUUUACGCCGAAGGAGAGCUUUACUUGUUGGAUGAUCCCUUAAGUGCUGUGGACUCUAAAGUUGCCGAUCACAUUUUUAGGGAAUGCAUCAAAGGCUUGCUUGGAAAGAAAACUCGGUUAAUAAUUUCUCAUCAAGAACGAAUCAUGCGUGACGCCGACAACGUAAUUGCAUUAUUUAAAGGUCGAGUAUUGAGCCAGGGAAAUUUCACUGAGCUAAAUGAAUGUGGUAGCCUGAAUAAAACUGUCGAUCCAAUUUACGAAAAGGCAAACAAAUCGGAUAUUAGCGUUGGUGAGGACGCUAAAGACGAAGAAGAAAUUUCUUACAUGAGUGAUACAGCCGUACCGAAAGAAGUGCAGGGUCUCCGCUUAUCACAAGAAGAUCGCGCCAUUGGAGUGGUGUCAUCAGGACUUUACUGGAACUACUUUAGAAGCGGAGUUCCUUUGCUGGUAAUCAUCGCAGGAAUUUGCUUAUGUUUAAUAAGUCAAGGUAAUGUGCCAGAAGAAAAUAAAAACUGAACCUUACCACCACACAUUUUUUAUCCCGGGGAGAGAAUAAUUUAAUUAAUUCGCACUUUGUAGAAACUCUUGGAAAACAGAAUUAAUGUUCGUAACUGGUGCCAAAUUACUGAAAAAUUAAGGGAUAUAUGGCCAUUUAACAAAACACUGGAUUGCGUCUUUAAUAUCUGAUUAUUUCUGAACACCACCUUUGAACCAGUGCACAGAUCAUUUAUAAAGAGCAGAAACAGCAGGGUGCCUAGUAUAGAGCCCUAAGGCACCCUGCACUUUAUUUUGCAAGCUUCUGAACUGAUACCAAUAAAUUCCAAAUAUUGUUGUCUAUUGCUUAGGUAGCUUUUUAACUAUCUAUUAAGUGCAGUGCCUCGAACACCAUAAUGCUCUAGUUUUCAAGUCAAAAUGUUAUGUAUUCCUUAUUUUCAAUAGCGGCAGAGAUUUCGUCAUAUAAACAAGCAGGAGCAUAAGCAGUGGACUGAUGCUUACGAAAACAGUGCUAAUUGACAGAGAGAAUGUUAUGAUUAUUAAAAAACCUUAACAGACCAUUGUACAUUACCCUCUCUAGAAUUUAGAGAAUGCUGGUAAAACAGACACAGGUCUUUUCUAGCCUUUUUUGUAAGUUAAGAAAAACAAUAAAAAAAACUGAGACUCUAUUCAAACAUUGAACUUAAUUUAGGAUUAGAAACGACACGAAAACAACCAGCAUAUAGCAAGCCACAACACACCAUCUUUGUUUCAAGGUCACAAAUUAAUGCCAAUCUUCUUCAUAGACACCCAAAAAUGUAUGACUAACAACAAUAAUAAUAAUUUAAUAAUAAUUUAAUUACUUAUAUUGCGCAGGUAAUGGCAUAAAAAUGAUCAGAUGCGCAUUGCAUUAGUAAUAAAAGCAUGAAAAAAAAAACCUACAAACCUAUUUACAAUAAGCAAAACAAUAAGAAUAUAUACACUUCCAAAAUAAAAUUAAAAUCUAAAAUAUCGAUUUGUAACAAUUAAAUCCAUUCAACCAUAAGUAAACUUAAAAAGGUACGGCUUAAAAUUGCUCUUAAAAGUAUUCAAGUUUGUAAUAUCGCGAAGAUCACGAAGUAGAGCAUCCAUAACUUGGGCGCAGCCACCUGGAAGGACCUAUCGCCUAGUGUAACCUAAGUUCUAAAUAAUGACAAUGCUAGUAAAAUCCCACCUGACGAUUUGGGGUUUUAUGCGCGUUGCGAUUUCAAAGAAACUAAGUUCUGAAUGUAUGUAGGAGCUAUACCAUGGAUAGCCUUGAAUGCAAAUAAUAAAAUCUUAAAAUGAAUGCGCUGCUUUAACGGACGCCAAUGUAGCUCAUAUAUCAAUGGUGUAACAUGGCUGAGGCGCGGAGCGUAGAGCGCAGCAAACAAGCCUCCAGAAGUAUUACUCCAUUCGUUUCUGACCAUUAUUUUUCUUAUAUUUCCUUUAGCAAUGCUUGUUUCCUGCGAUGUGUGGCUGUCGCUUUUGACAAAGACACACCCCAAGGAUCAAAAGAAGGAGACAAACCUUAUCAUCUAUGGCUCUCUUGUUGGGGCAUCAUUCAUAUUUCUCAUCAUUCGAGCAUUUAGCUUCUAUCUGGUAUCUUUACGAUGCUCUGAACGUCUUCAUGAUAAAAUGGUUACGGCUGUUCUACAGGCACCAGUCGUAUUCUUCGAUUCAAAUCCCGUGGGAAGAAUUAUGAAUCGGUUCUCUAAAGAUAUAAGUUGCAUGGAUGAUGUACUACCCAAAACGUUUCUGAGAGCAAUCCAAAGGACCUUGCUGAUGUUCACCUCAAUACUUGUACCAACUGUCAUAAACCCUUGGCUUCUGUUUGCUCUCACGCCAAUAGUUGUGUUAGCGGGAGUUAUUUCAAGAUAUUACUUAAAGACGUCAAGGGAGCUGCAAAGGCUGGAGUCAGUUAGUCGUAGUCCAGUCUUUUCUCACUUUUCAGAGACACUGGAUGGACUGGACACAAUUCGGACGAGAAAAAAAGAAAAAGAUUUCCUGGAUGAAUUUUGCAGGUACUUUACUCAUUUUUUUGUCUUUGUUGUUGAAUAAUUUUGAUAUUUGUAUUCUGAACAGCUCAAGUUUGAAAUGAGUAACUCCUCGAUUAAUUAGUCAGUCAAUUGGGUAGUCAGGUAGACUUGUUAUUGAAAGUCUAAGUAGUCAGGUAGGUAGUCGAUUUGUAACACGAUCGCCGUGUGGUUUCAUCGGGUGAUUACCCGUUGUUGCUACCAUUAGGUCUCAGUCAUCUUAACUAGGCUGUUUUGGUAACGUUACUCUGGGACGUUCACCUGGGAUUUGGACAAGCUCGCUCUCCAGAUUAUGACGUCUUUUUACAUUCUUCUUUUAUCAUAUGACAAGGCGUUUUAAUCAAAAAGAUUCUUUUCUCAAAGAAUGUUCGAAUGUGAAAGACUUGAAAGCGAAAACGAAGUUACAAAACUAAAUCGUGCAUUAUUAUUGUUCCUUUUAGAUAUCAAGAUCUUCAUACUAAGUCAUACAUUAUGGUUUUUGCCAGCCAGCGCUGGCUUGGUGUUCGCUUGGAUUGUCUCUCCGCUCUUUUGACUGCUGCAACGGCUCUUGCCUCAGUUAUUGUAUCACAGGAUGCUGGUAAUUAUACUUGAAUAUGUAAUCAGCAAAUUAAUCCAUGUUUAUAUGAGCUCUUAAAUUUCUUAGAACACAUGAAUCGCAGGGCCAGCUAUUUGGAACCACAAGGGGCGGAGCAGAAGUUGACGUAUGUCAUCAUAUUCCACUCGGUAAUAAUUGGUUGGCCUGUUUCUCUUUCUUAAGGAUGUCACGUCAAGAGUGUCAUUGACAGAAACAUUUGGCUGCCGAAAUGGACACAUUGAAUCGCUUAUAUAAGCCACUAUUUCUCAUAUCUUCCUUGAAAAUCCGGUUAUAAAGCUCUUUAGAUGCUAUUCUGCUCACCCGGUGUCAAUUUUAGAGACUUACCGGCUUUGAGAAGCUGUUUCAAUCGGCUCUAAAAUCAAGAUCAAUGGAUCACACAGUAAAACACAGAAAAAAAAUAAAGAGUUAUUCCCAGGCUUUUAACUUCAAAGAAGGCUGAAAAGAGCCUGGGAAACACCAAAAUGGCGUCAAAAUCGAUGUAAACAAAAACGGAUUUGGUAAAGGAGACGGCUCGCAUUUAGCAACUGUUCAACAGAAGCGUCUUUGAAAGGUAUUUAGUCAAAGAUGAUUAUAAUUUCCGGGGAGUUUGAGUGUCUUUGAAAGCAAAAACCGCAAAGGAUUUAAUUUGUAAAGAGCCAGAAAUUAAGAGGAUUGAAAGUACUGCAUUUGGUCUUCAAUUUCCGACCGAGGACCGUGCAGAAAAGAUCAGGGAUUUCCAUGAAAUAAAGGGUCAGUAUGGCGGAUUCUUUUACUCCUAUUUAAGAUUUUUGAGACUGAAAACCGCACAGAUUACAAUUCGCGCAGCUCCAAAACCCUAUUCAAUUUAAACCUUUUGUCACAACUAACAAACUUAGAGCGAGCACCGUGAAAUUCCACUACCGGAUUUUUCUCAGGGAUCGAUUGAACAAUAAUUGCCAUACAUUUUCCUAUUAGUAAACUGAGGGCGUGUGACUGCAUGAUCAGUGAUGCGUCGCGGCGGGCGAGGUUCCGAAUAGCUGGCCAUGCAUGCCUAGUAAGGCUUUUACUUCUUGUACAAAUCUUAAAAUUUGUUACCGACAUAGAAAGACUAUGCUGACGAUGGAGCCUUCUGUCAUUUGUGUUAAGUUAUAAAAUUAUCGUGUUCUACUACUGCUUCUACACAAUAAAAUACAACUGCUGGUUUUUCAAAGCUAAUUUGUUUAUGAUUGCCUGAUGGAACUAACAGGUCAAGUUUUCUUUUCACUGCUUCAAUGCUUACGAAAAAGCUUCGUCUGAUAAAAUAGCGCUCGGUAGCUACUGAGUGAUAAAUGUGGGUCGAAAUUCUUUUCUUGAAAUGCAACUAUUUCCUUAGGUACCCUUAGUGAAAUUUGAUAUAUGGCAAUUUUAGGUAGCUAGAAAUAGACAAUUUCUUGUAUUCAGCGGUCAGGAUUACUAGAGUAAAACUAACCGCACUAGGGGUGUGAUAAAGCUUCGCACCUCGCUUUCCCGGUUCGCCACAUAGUGCUUGUAUCAGGAAGAAAACUCCUGGCACCCAGGGUAGCGAGGGACAGGUGCCCAGAAAAAUCCUCUUGCUAAAAAGGAGGAGAUUGCACCCACCCCCAGCCUCACCUUAGCCCUCUUAGGGAUAAGUUCUCCGGAAUGCUUCUUUGGAACGCCAGGCAGACGUUCUAGGCAACAACUGGGCAAAAGAUUCUUACUUGUCCUGAACAUUGUAGCAUUUCCGACCAGGGGCGCGUUUCUCGAAAGUCCCGACAGAUUUUCGGGCCCGGAAAGGUGUUUUAUCUUGGCUGCGUUUGCAUUCAAGUUCAAAGUUUCAAUAAUUCUGAAAAUGAUGCAAUGAAACUAUCAGUUAAAGAAGCAAAAUUGAUUGGUUUGUGAGCUAGGAACUGUUACUAUUCAAUUGGUUUUGAUUUUAAAAUUUGAAAAUUUUAUUUAUGCUUGAUGAACCAUAGCUUAAUAAACGUAUUCACCUCGUUUUCUUUUAGCUUUUACCGGCCUGGCAUUGGUUUAUGUAGUUCAAAAUAUGGUUUGGACUCAAUAUGCAAUUAAGAAAUCAGUUGAAGUCGAAACUCUGAUGACAUCAGUUGAGCGAGUAAUGACGUACACCGAGCUUGAACCUGAACCUGGAUACAAAGUGGAACGAAAACCUCCGAAAAUCUGGCCACGUGAGAGCAAUAUCGCGCUUAAAGACGUAUGCCUGACGUACUAUCCUGGUGGUCCUCAAAGUUUAAAGAAUAUCACACUUAACAUCAAUGGUGGAACUAAGAUCGGGAUUGCGGGUCGGACGGGCGCAGGGAAAUCUUCCUUCGUGGCGGCACUAAUGCGCAUGCCUGAACCUGAUGGAGAUGUAUUUAUUGACAAUGUCAAUGUAAAAGACAUCACCCUCAGAGAAUCUCGACGAGCAAUAACCGUUCUUGGACAAAAUCCUGCCCUUUUUAGUGGAACGGUGAGGCAAAAUCUUGAUCUGAUGGAGAAAUUUGAAGACGCGGAACUAUGGCGAGCUUUAGAACAGGUGCAGCUGAAAAGUCUUGUAGAGAAUUUGCCAGGUCAAUUGGAUCAUGAAUUAUUGGAGCAUGGGGCAAACUUUAGUGUUGGAGAAAGACAACUUAUCUGCUUGGCUCGAGUGCUGUUGCAGCAAAAGAAAAUCGUCAUUUUGGAUGAGCCAACUGCACACGUGGAUCCGGACACAGAGCAAACGAUCUGGAAUAUAGUACAUGAGAAAUUGAAAAAUUCCACGGUUAUCACUGUUGCGCAUCGUUUGAACACAAUAAGAGACUGCGACAAGAUUUUAGUUUUAAAGAGUGGCGAAGUGGAAGGGUUUGAUAGCUUUGAUGUGCCUGUGAAUAGAAAAGGAAGAAUUUUAAGUAAAAUGGAUCAUGUACCCGAGGAAGACACAUAA
Molecule: messenger RNA, 13917 nt
Organism: Porites lobata
Lineage: Eukaryota; Metazoa; Cnidaria; Anthozoa; Scleractinia; Poritidae
Source: the annotation of a GenBank genome assembly